UGUAAAAACAAAAAAGUCGAACUCACGCACGAAUCGUACAUAAAAUAUGACAUCUCCAUAGUUACAUCAACUAACCUUGCGUUUAUUAAACAUAGUGCGCAAAAGAAUUAAAAAGUUUAUCACAGUUGCCCUCCGGGCCAAAUAGUGUUAUCACAUUUAGUUAUUCUUGAACGUUCGAGCUGUUAACAUGAAGGCACUUUGGAUAAUUGUGAUUUUGCAAUCGUUGCAGUUGCCGAUAUUCGCUCAAGCAUCAUUUGGAACAUCGUUUCUGACGAGCUCCAAAUUGUGUCGCGGAUGGUCGUGUCUAAACAACAAGUUGGGUCUACCGAACUCGCUGCCAUCUCGCACGCAAUAUGAAGUGAUCCUUAAGUCCCUAUUGCCUGAAAACUGGCAUUUACAAUUGGAUAGCGUACUGGACACAUGCUACCAGAACAGAACAAGGGCAUACACGAAUACGUGUCCUGGACAGGCGAUGAUGCAUUGCGUCGUUGAUAACCUGAUUGAGAAUUGUCCGGAAUCACAUCAUAAGAAAGAAGAUGCAUGCACACCUGUGUCCUGUACGGCUGGCUUAUCCUACAUGUUUUCUCAAAGCCGUUACGAAGAUUUCGAAGAAAACUUGCCGAGAGAGAGGCGCCCGACUUGGUUUUUGAAAAAUUAUUUCGACACAAAAUGCUGCGACCUAACGCCCCUGUUCAGUACAUCCGUAUUAGCUGAGUGUGGCUUUGCGGAGUUCAUGCACUAUUACGAACAUGUGCCCCAAAACGUUGUUUCCUUCAGCAGCAAUAAAAAAUAUCCAACAUUGCGACAGCCGCCUCUUUCAGUGCAUGUGAAACAUGAUACUCCUAAAACGGCUACUCCAAGCAGUAAACAAGAAAAUUCAGUUAAAAUAGUUGAUCCGAUCGUCCCAACUACUACUGAAGCUGUUGAUAUAAAGGAUCUAGAUCCUCUGGACUGCUGCGACAUGUCUCACUUCAUCCAGCCCUCGUGGCGUUCCGAAUGCGACUUUGCUAUCAGGUGGGACAACCAAAACAGACUGAGUCUUACCACAACGACACCGGCGGAAGAAUCUCCUAACACGAACUUAUCCGAACGCACUUCGAGUCCCGAAGAUGUUAGGAAUGACGUCAGGAUUGGACCGCUUCCUUGCGAGAGUGAAACUUGCGUGUUCAACAAGCUGAACAUUUUAUCGUUAACCGGCGACGUUAACCUGGACUUGUUCACCAAACUCCUGGACAACUUCACCCGAUCACACCCGGAGUUUACCAAGGCUAAGGCCAGGGUCAUCACAGAGUGUAUGAAGAAACCAUUACUGGGGUAUGACGAGGAAUGCCAGAUUAAUAAGGUCUUGGCUUGCACUUUCGAUGUUUUAUCUGAGUAUUGUCCGUACACUAAUAGGAAGAAUGAUCCUUGUAGGAAACCUGAUUCCAACAUGAUGUGUCAAAUUAGUUCCUCUCAUAUUAGACCAAAGUUCCGUCGGUCCUUCUGCAGUCUACCCGACUUCGUGCCAGAGAGGGUGCUCUCUGAAUGUGGUAUUGUCUCGCUUUCUAAUAUGAUGUACGUGAAGAAAAGGCCGAAGAAACGGUACACCGCCAAGCCGAGUCUUGGAUGCCAACCCCUAACCGAACCCACCAGCUGCCUCCUCGACAAAAUGGGUGUCAUAAACAAAUACAAAUUCGUUGACUAUUUCAAAAUGAAGGAUUUAAUACGGAGCGCCAAAUCUCCAUGGUCCGCGCUCACCGACGUUUACGUCAGCGCUUUUACGAACAAACCCAUGUACGGUAACCACUGCAACUCGCCCAGACAACUGCUCAAUGUUAUCGAUACUAUGUUGAUGACAUGCCCAGUGUCCUUACGAAAGACAACGGCUCAAUGCAACCAAUUCUUUACGGAAACCAUGAACACGGCUCCGUACACCAACACCAACUUGACCAAGGCCAAACUGGACAGAAUGGUCAACCAUUUCCAACAUAUCUUCCUACCGGUCACCAUAUACCAGUCCAACGUUUACCCACGUAAUAAAUCUAAGAUUAGUUACAAACCUUUAUAUAAUUAUGGAGUUUUAGCGUCAGGAAACGUGCCACCCGUGUCUAUGGUGGAUAUUAACCCGAAAACGCCAAAAAAGCCAUUGAUGAUUCUACCAGUAUAUAUGCGUUUGCAUAAUCAGGGUGUUAGGUACCCUGCUAUUGGGUCAACUGGCACAUCUAGUCUGUACAGCAGUCCGUUGCUUAGAAGUGCACCGUUAGGUCAAAAUUUGGCUAUGCCUGCUAAACCUAAAUCAGUUUGAAUUAAUACGUGAGCACCACAGAAAUCUGAAUACUCAAAAAGCAAUAGAAAUGGUAUUUACUACUGUACUACUUUUUAUUUUUUGGUACUUGGUACUUUUUGGUACUACUGGUACUUCUGCUAGUACAUUCCAGAAAAGGUCUUGACGCAAAACCUCUCUAUAUUGUCACUCUGGAUAAAUUAAUCAAUUCCGAUAUGAUAUUAUUAUUCGAUAUAAUACAAUACCUAUGUUGAAUUCCGAUUGUUUAGUGUAUUAGUUAUCUCUUCAUUGUGCAUAAAUAACUUUUGUCAUUAUGUAAUUUCGUGUCAUUAUGCUAAUGUGACAUCUUGAGUUGACUUAGCAAAAAAUAAAACAGUGUUACGUAUACAGCAAUAUAUAAAGAAAUAGACAACCAGUUGUGAUUUACUUACCCACAGCGAAAUGUGGGCUUCGAGUUUAAGGACUCUUGGCUCUGUCUACCCCGUGAGGGAUACAGACGUGACACUGCACUGUACUUUGUGAUUUCUGUGGCUAGCAUACGAGUGGAUUGCACCAGUCAACUUUGACGUUGACAAUAAACUGCGCGCCGCCAUCGUGUAAAAACAAAAUGGCGCUCUUUCCGUUUUUCUGCGCAGGUUAAAGUUAACGUCAAAGCUGGAACAACUCACCGUAAAUAACCUUAACCGGUAGUGGUGAGUUACCGUGUGUACAAUCCAUUAGCUAGUUUAUUUAGGUUGAAGUGUAGUUUUAAUGCGAUUUCAAAGAGGCUAGCCUCUUCAAUUGUAAUUUCUUUUGUAAAGUUUUUUCUUACAAGCCUUAUUAUAUAGGUAAAUAAUCGUACCGUGUCACUUUAAGAUCUUACAGCAAUGUAAAUAAAAAAAGUUUUUUACAUUACUUCCUUUUUAAUUUUUAAUUUAUGAAAUUAAUAAUUGAUUUAUUUAAAUAAAAUUCAACAAUAAGUUCUGAGAAGAUUGUUUACAUAUUAAGACCCUAUUGUAACACUUGCUGAUAAAGUAUCAGAUAAUGUAAAUGUAACAUGUCAAACAGCUUUAAACAAUAUUUUUAACAAGUGUUGGAUAGGGCAAACUGGCCAAUCAUAUUUGAGCAAAUUGUAAAAAUUUAGACAGUGUUCAUAAUUAUUCUGUAUAAUAUAUGUUAUAUUGUGUUUGUUCGUUUGCUUUUUAACACAAUUUGUGUUGUGGUGUUAUUUGAUAAGUGUUAGUGAUUAUAAGAAAAAAAAAUAAAACAUUUCCGAAGCAA
Messenger RNA from Plodia interpunctella (Indianmeal moth), 3523 nucleotides. RefSeq lists its product as uncharacterized. NCBI's taxonomy places the organism in Eukaryota, Metazoa, Arthropoda, Insecta, Lepidoptera, Pyralidae. The record is from RefSeq and is a predicted model, not a curated record. The transcript has 15 exons. The coding region runs from base 188 to 2284 and encodes 698 amino acids.